CUUGAUAUUUAUCAUAACUGAAGUGUUAUUUAUUCCGUCCGUUGCGUCUCCAAUGUACUUUGUGUACGUUCAUUUCCACAUGGAAGUAAAACUGAUGAUGCUAACUUACUACGUUACCACAAUAGACACAAUGAAUUCUGCAGAGAUUGCCACUCAAAGUACAAAUCACGAAUAUUAUAGAAAUAUGAUGACGAAGUUAGCCAUAAUAGUAGAAAAGCAUUCCGUUAUUAAAAGAUACAACAAUGCAUUUGCUAAACAAUUGCAGCUGCUAUAUAUGUUGUAUAUUUGUUCUGGAGUUAUUUUUGGUUUGUCAGCUGUUUGUACUCUAGUUUCGCGACCAUUCAAACUGAUUAAAAGUUUGUCCACGUGGAUUGCAUAUGUUGUAUUUUCAAUGUCCCUCACUCAUGUUAGUCAGUGCUUUGAAGACGCUAGUGCCAACCUGUCUGACGCAGUUCUGAAUUUAAAGUGGUAUAAUUGGAACAAACCAUGUCAACUGUCUUAUUUGAUAUUAAUUACGAAUUGUCUGAAAGGAAUGCCUGUAUCUGUAUUACUGCUAUUUGAUGCAAACUAUAGUUUCUAUAAAAAGGUUACCAGGUUCUUAUACACAAUGGGAGGAUUUCUGUACUCCAUCAGAAAAUGAUUCUGAUGUUGUUGCAUCCUCGAGACAAAAUUAGAAGAAGAAAAAUAAUGAGAGUAGUUCACUAUCAAGAGCUAAAAAUUUUUUAGAGCUAAGUUUUAGUAGUGGAAUGAAAUCGCCGUAUUUUUCAUAAAAGAAAAUAAAACGCAGUUUACUUCA
Messenger RNA from Dendroctonus ponderosae (mountain pine beetle), 796 nucleotides. RefSeq lists its product as uncharacterized. Lineage: Eukaryota; Metazoa; Arthropoda; Insecta; Coleoptera; Curculionidae. Gene Ontology annotation, cellular component: membrane. Bases 53 to 640 code for a protein of 195 amino acids. Gene Ontology annotation, biological process: sensory perception of smell. The transcript is spliced from 5 exons. The record is from RefSeq and is a predicted model, not a curated record. Gene Ontology annotation, molecular function: odorant binding; olfactory receptor activity.